UGCUUGUGGUAUAGGUCACCUUUCCGAGCACGUGAUAUACGUUGGUAAAGCACACGCUCGCUGUUCGAGAUUUUCGGUCAGAAAUAUUUGGAAGUUUCUUUAGCGAAAGUAGUAAUUGACGUCUUCAGUCUAGGAUAACUUAGAAAUCAUUUUAAUUUGAUUUUGUUUCCGUUGGGAAGCGAAUUUAAUUUCCUGUCUAAGCAUUCAACGGGUGGUUUUAGUUUCAUAAAUUAAGAGCUGGUAGAUGUGAAAGUGGCUCCCUCUCUCUCGUUUCUCAAAACCGCGUCUUUUGGUCUUUUAUUUCUAGUAAUUCUUGAAGAACCGAAAAUUAUUCUAAUUUUUUAAUCGAGUAAUUUGUGACAUGUCUGAGAUUCUUACUGCCCACAGAUCAGAAAAGGCAGCUACCAAUCCUGUUCAGUAUGGUAAAGUUAAGUACUUCUGCCGCCAGAGGGGGCAUGGGUUCAUUACGCCCGAUGAUGGAUCAGAUGAUAUCUUCUUCCAUAUUUCGGACAUCGAAGGAGAAUAUGCGCCACGCCACGGCGAUGACGUAACUUACAAACUGUGCCAUAUUCCUCCAAAGAUGGAGAAGCUUCAAGCUAUCCAUGUGGUUAUUACUCACCUCGGACCCGGGACUCACGAGCGGUGGGACCAACCUCCAUCUCCACAAGACUCUGACCAGGCUUUUCUUCACGUUACGCAGUAGUUGAUGGAGAUGGCGUUGUAACUGAUAUGUUAGUUAGUUGGAAUCGGGGUCUGCUUCAGUUCAAGUUCAAGCUGGUGCCAACGUUAGCACAAAUUAAUAUUCGCGACAUAAAAUCAUUUUUGUGAAAACAUUCGUUUGGCGGUAGCUUUUUUUGUUUUUUGCACUGUUCUGUUACAAAGAUCAUGGUUUUUACAUUUGGCGAUUAAAGCUAUUUAUUCGUAUACAUAAGGAAAAUAGAGAGAAAAUAAUGAAGUGACACUUUUUUUUUUUGGUCGUAUCUAAGCCUACAACUACAA
Messenger RNA from Limulus polyphemus (Atlantic horseshoe crab), 999 nucleotides. RefSeq names its product calcium-regulated heat-stable protein 1-like. NCBI's taxonomy places the organism in Eukaryota, Metazoa, Arthropoda, Merostomata, Xiphosura, Limulidae. Gene Ontology annotation, biological process: regulation of mRNA stability. Gene Ontology annotation, cellular component: cytoplasm. The coding region runs from base 362 to 703 and encodes 113 amino acids. The record is from RefSeq and is a predicted model, not a curated record. Gene Ontology annotation, molecular function: mRNA 3'-UTR binding. The transcript is spliced from 2 exons.